Molecule: messenger RNA, 807 nt
Organism: Aspergillus steynii IBT 23096
Lineage: Eukaryota; Fungi; Ascomycota; Eurotiomycetes; Eurotiales; Aspergillaceae
Exons: 4
Coding region: 1-807 (268 amino acids)
Source: RefSeq, a predicted model, not a curated record
AUGGCAAAAAUACAUGACCUAGAUAUGGACGAAAUGGACGAGAUUGGGACCAGGCUUGUGGACUUUGUGGAGCCUGCCAAGGCCAGUGCUACGGAGAGCGACGCAUUUUGGCGCCCAGAUAUUUGCACACAUAUCAUCCCAAGUGGCAUAGAGAGCCAUCUAGAGGACUACUUGCAUACUCUCCAGGCGACACCCAUGGAUCCUAGAUUGAUUAGAACCCGGGUCGAUAAUAUCCUCCUAACUACCUUUGCUACCGUGAAAGACUUCUUCAAUCGCUACACACCAAACAUACAACCAGUAUUGGACAAUGUGCAUUUGUCUUUUGGCCAGGCUGUGACUGGGCCAGAACCUGCCGGCGAUGGCUCUUGCUGUCUGAGGAGCAUUGCAGACACUAUUCUCUGGUUUGGUGGGACGGAAAACCUGGAGGCAAAUCUCGUCGUACAGAGAACAAAAUAUGAAGUGGAUGGGAAGCUACCGCCUGCUAUGCUCAUCCUUUACUACAGCAGAGUGAUUUCAGCAAGAAACAUGGGGAUAUAUGGAAUUGUCACUAAUAGCUACAAGUGGCGUUUCGUGUGGAUGAAAUGCAACAGUCAGUACUAUGAGAUUACGUUGGACUGGACAAAUCAAAAUGAGCGCAACUUGAUUUUCGAUAAUCUAUACCAUAUUAUGGAGAGUGCGUUUGUUUUGGCCAUAAGAGGACCUGGCCCGCUGAUCCAGUUGAGAAGCAUCCAGGAGAGAUCUGGGUGCAGGAUAUGGAAUAACAAGGCCGAGAGUGAGCGAGCCUGGGAUGAUUAUGAUGACUUAUGA